UUACAAAUAUAGAACAUUAGCAAACCUGGAAGGACGAGCAUCCUGGCAAGUCUAUACAAACAGAGAUAUGGGGCUGACCAACAAGCUUUGCUUUUGCUGUAAACAACCUCAGAGUUUUCACUUUUCUUACUGCUCAGGUACACCAAAGAACUCAGAAUAGAAGUACUCUUUAGAUGUAGGAGAAUCUUAAUGUCGGCAAUAUGGGGCAUCAGGUGAUAAUAUUCGACUUUUCUACUGUAAGAGGUUUGUGGGAGAUUCGUGUUAAGAAACACAAGGAACGGCAAAAGAAGGAAAAGGAAAGAAUAGCCAAAAGUGCAUUGGAGAAGAUAAGGCAAGAAUGGGACGUUAUGCUAGAAUGCAGAAGAAAAGGCAUUCCACAAGCUGCAUAUCUGAAUAACGGUUUUAUAGAUGCUAACAGAAUUUUGGAUAAGCUUGAAAAGAACUCACCACUUGCAACAAAGAUUGCCUUGUUGAAUGAGACAGAGAAAAAAAGAAACAAGUUUGUUUUUCAACUGUCAGGGGAGCAGUGGACAGAAUUCCCAGAUUCACUGAAAGAACAAACACAUCUACAAGAAUGGCAUAUAAACAAUACCAUGAUCUCAAUCAUUCCAGCCUACAUCGCCUUAUUUCAGGAACUGAAAAUACUAGAGUUAUCCAGUAAUCAGAUCACAGAUCUUCCAGCUGAAAUUGGUUGUUUAAAAAAACUGAAAGAGCUGAAUGUGAGUUUCAAUCGCUUGAAGAGUAUUCCCCCAGAACUAGGAGACUGUGAGAAUAUGGAAAAACUGGAUUUGUCUGGAAAUCUAGAACUAAUGGAGCUCCCAUUUGAACUAAGUAACUUGAAACAAGUGACAUUUGUAGAUAUAUCAGCAAACAAAUUUGUCUCAAUUCCAGUAUGUGUGCUCCGGAUGUCAAGUUUGCAAUGGCUGGAUUUGAGCAGCAAUAACCUCAGUGAUCUCCCACAAGACAUAGACAGGCUAGAAGAAUUACAAACUCUUCUCCUGCAGAAAAACAAGCUGACUUAUCUUCCACAUGCUUUACUCAACCUGUCAAAACUCAGUUUACUUGUUGUGAGUGGUGAUAGUUUGACUCAGAUGCCCACAGCUCUCUGUGACUCAAGCAGAGGUAUAAAAUUUAUAAGCCUCAAGGAUAACCCUCUUGAAACAACCUCAUUUCAAGAGAUUGAAGAAAUAACAGAAAGUGACCGUGAUCGUGAGCUGUUUGAAAAGGAAUUUAUGAAAGCCUACAUUACAGACCUAAAAGAAAGAGAGACGGUUCCUUGCUAUACAACAAAAGUAUCACUUUCUGUCCAGAUAUAAGACUGGAAUUCAUACAUUGCUGGAGAUUCUAAGGAAUUAAUUUUGACAAAACAAACAGAAAAACAUAAUCACAGUGUGCAAAAAGCACUUGAAGAAGAAAUGAAGAAAAGCUCUCUAUCACUAUGGCAUGCAUAAUGCAUAACGGUAGUUUCCAAUAACCAAACUCUCAUGUGGUGUAUGCAAUCUUCAUGUGAACCAUGGCUGCUUUUAUCUUAACAAAUGGUUUCUUGGAUGAAAGAAGUAGAAGAGUUUAGACAUGUGAUUUGCUCCAAUUUCUGUAGACCAAACAGUAGGGAUUAUUGAAAUUCUUAAUGGCCUUGUUAUUGUGAUAUUGUAAUAAAGAUAUGGUUGUUUAUCUUCAGGAUUAAUGUAA
Molecule: messenger RNA, 1689 nt
Organism: Anolis sagrei ordinatus
Lineage: Eukaryota; Metazoa; Chordata; Lepidosauria; Squamata; Anolidae
Gene: LRRC2
Product: leucine rich repeat containing 2
Molecular function (GO): protein binding
Source: RefSeq, a predicted model, not a curated record